AUGAUGCCGAGCGCCUCGACGGCGAACGGCUAUGAUAACGAUGCCCUGGAACAGGACCUGAUUGACCCGGAUGAUGCAACCCUUGACGACCUCGACGACCCCAUUCAAGGCACCUCCGACCGCGCGCCACUCACAGGGAACAUUGGAUCACGGUCUGGAGGGAACACGCAGUCGUACCUGACAUCUGCGGUCGGCGGCGAGGACCGUCGCGCGCCAACGAAUACUAUAGACGAGACAGUAUGGGAGACACUCUCACGAGACCUGCUGGCAAUUUGGGAGAAGCUGAAGCAAGUCUUGUGGCCCAAAUACCUUCUGGGAGGCAUCAUGCAACGCGGUGGAGGGAUAGGAGCUGCCGAACGUGGAGAGGCCGACGGUCUGGGCGGCGGAAUUCGGGGGAUCGCUGGAAGAUGGCCAGACGCGGAUGUCAUUCUGCAGGGUGGCAUGAGUGAAGGUCUGCGAGACUGGGAUCUGUGGGGUCCGCUCAUCUUCUGCUUGUUGCUGAGCCUGUUCCUCUCAAGGGGCGCAAAGGACGAGCAGAAGGAUCUAGUGUUUUCUGGCAUAUUCGCAAUGGUAUGGUUGGGAGAGGCCGUGGUAACCAUGCAGAUCAAGCUGUUGGGCGGCAACAUUGCCUUCUUCCAGUCCGUCUCAAUCAUCGGCUACACGCUCUUCCCCCUCGUCAUCGCCUCGGCACUCAGUGCAACCGGCAUUGUACCUAUGCUAGUGCGCAUACCAGUCUAUCUCGUCCUGAUCGCGUGGUCUCUGGCAGCGGGAAUCAGUAUAAUGGGCGGUUCGGGCGUUGUGCGGAAUCGCGUUGGCAUCGCCGUAUACCCUCUGUUCGUGUUCUAUAUCGCGCUGGGCUGCAUCUGUUUCAUCAGCUAG
Didymosphaeria variabile is the source of this 879-nucleotide messenger RNA. RefSeq lists its product as uncharacterized. NCBI's taxonomy places the organism in Eukaryota, Fungi, Ascomycota, Dothideomycetes, Pleosporales, Didymosphaeriaceae. The coding region runs from base 1 to 879 and encodes 292 amino acids. The transcript is spliced from 3 exons. Gene Ontology annotation, cellular component: trans-Golgi network; membrane. Gene Ontology annotation, biological process: endoplasmic reticulum to Golgi vesicle-mediated transport. The record is from RefSeq and is a predicted model, not a curated record.